AAAAAUUCCUUUGUUUUCUCAAUUAACCUCUUUAUUUGUCAAGUUUCGGUAAUCUAAAUACCAAAUUUAUUGUGGAACAACUUACAUAUCAUUGCAUGAACCAUAUAAUUUUCAACAAUCGCAAAUCGCGGACUGAGAGCUUUAUUUUUUUUUUCUUUUUAUAAUCAAUAAUUGUUUUGACCCACAAUUCUAUUUCCCCUCGUUAUUGGCUUUAAUUUAUGGCAAGUACUAAAACAAUAACACGGAAGUCCCUUGGGAGAGGCGCAUUUAUUGGAUCCUUAUAUAAUGCAGCAAAUGAUAAAUUCUGCGGGACCACGAUAUUUAAGUCAAAGUAUCCAAAUGAUUCCAUAAAUAAGAUUAAUAUUCCACAUACUGAAAUUUUAUAUGAAUAUGAGAAUACAUAUAAGGAAAAGUUUAACAAAUUAGACGUCGGAGCUGAAUUAAAAUUAAGUGUUCUUACAGGAUUGAUUCCUUUAGAAGGUUCGGGAAAGUAUCUAAACGACGUAAAAAAUAGUCUUAGAUCCGUGAAGGGAACUUUAAUAUAUAAAAUAACUACAGUUGAUGAAAAUUUGGAUAUUCAUCGUGAUGAUGUUAGAGCUUGUAUUUCUACAGAUGGGUUUACUAAUAACCAAAAUGCUACUUACGUGGUGAUAGGAAUAAAGUGGGGAGCUGCUAUAAUGGCAUCAUUUGAAUAUAAUGGCACGAAUGAAGAAAAUAGAUCUCAUAUUGAAGGAGCCCGUUUCUCUGUAAAACUUCUUGGUGAUGUUGUUCUAAAUAAUAGGAAGCUUCCUCAAUCCUUUAAUGAAGCUAGGAAAGUAAUUGCUGAAUUUCCUUUAUCCAUCGAACAAUGCAAUGAUGGGAAAGGAGUUCCAAUUGAAUAUACUUUAUAUCCAUUGUCGGAACUUGCAACGCUGCUUGCUCAAAACGUCACAAUCGAUAGUAUGAUAACGGAAUUAAGUGAAGAAACUAUCCUAAGUGUAGAACGAGUUUUUGAUGAUUUGUCCGAAUCAAAACAAAAGCUCAACGACUUAUAUAAUGACGCACAAUCUACUUCUGAUUUCAUAAUGGACGGUGUUUUUGGUCAAAUUAGCGAUCGUGUACAAGAAGUUAGAAUAAACGAAGCAAAGUUUAGACGCGAACUUGCAGAAUGUCUUAUUAAAGUACGCUCUGAUAGUGAUAUUUUUAUACUCCUUGAUAAUGAUAAAUAUAUUGUUGAUAUUAAUACCUCUCCAGUGCAUAGUGCGUUUCAAGAACUUUACAGAACAGAUGAAGGGUCAAGAAAAUUCUUCAUAGCUAAUCUUAAAAUAUGUACCCAAAUAAAAUGUUCUAGUUAUCCAAUGAUUCGACAUUAUAUCAAUGGAAGACUAGAUGGUGACAAUUAUUAUGAGGAUAAUAAGAUAUUAUUCACAUCAAAUCUAAUUAAAUUUGAUCCUCUACCAAGUAUCAAGCCAAAAAAUAAUCCCAGCGAGAAGACAAAAUUAGUAAUAUGCUGUCCUCAUCAAGAUUGUUCAACUAUUGAUUGCAAUUGGAAAUGUUACAGAUGUAAAAAGGAUGUAGAUUACGGAUAUAAUAAACACUUAUACUGUGAAUGUGGUGAAAGCAAUAUUACUCAUUCUAAAUUUAAGUGUAAUAGUCCCCAUCACACAAAAGGAUACAUAUCUUUUGAGUUAAACAGACUUAACGAUUUGUUACCAUCUAGGAACAUAAUGACACUUCUUUUCAAACCUUUUGCAGAGAUAGAGCGUCUAAUUCAGAAUAUUAUCAUAUUAAUAAGAGAAAAACAAGAAAUAAAUAAUUCCAGCGGAACCAUAGAAGAACUUAAAGCAAUUAAAUUAAUAGGUGGAAAAUGCAAAGUUUGCGGCUGUCGUUGGAAUAGACAUAUGCAAGUUAUAUGA
This is a messenger RNA of Rhizophagus irregularis DAOM 181602=DAOM 197198, 1895 nucleotides long. RefSeq lists its product as uncharacterized. Lineage: Eukaryota; Fungi; Glomeromycota; Glomeromycetes; Glomerales; Glomeraceae. The record is from RefSeq and is a predicted model, not a curated record.